GUGCACUGUAGCAAAUGAGAAAAGAGGUGUGGUUGAGGCUGUGCCCAAAUCAUUUUCUCUCUUUUUAUGCCCCCGUUUUCAUUAUUUACCAUUCUAUUUUAAUUUUUCUUAGCACAUGCAUUAUGUCCAGUCAAUCUGCUUAUAUAGAUUCGAAAAAUCACUUUAAUUUUUUUAUUAAACAAAUCAAUCAGUCGGGGGAAGGAUUUCUGACAGAAGUAUUUGUCGCCUACUGUAAAUUUCAUUGUUUUUCCAAAAUACUUUUUCCACCAAAACAAAUAGGAGAAUUUGGGUGGUGAAUUUUCGUUAAUUAUGACGAAAAGUAGGGUGUGUGGCUCCUUAUUUGUGGAUUACUCUGAAAUCCUAGGGAAAUGGUGCUUCAACAGGGACCCGAAAAUGGGACAGACAGAAGGGAAGGCAUGUGAGGUCUCCCCCCUUAAUUGCAUAAUGAACUGGCCAUGACCAGCUCAUUAUGCAAUCAGAGGGGGACACCUCAUCUGUCCCCCAUCUAUCUGUCCCAUUUUCGGGUACGUGAGGUAUUUUUCAUUUGACUAUUAUAUAAAAUAUAUGCCCCCCCCCCACCCCAAACUCUUGAAGCUUUAUUAUUUUGAAAUUGAUCCCUCAAAUCUCGAAAUUGAUACUAGAUUUUCUAAUUCUUAAGUUAUUCCAAAAUUAGUACCUCAACCCAUUCACAUUGCCAUUAACUUCCCCAAUUCUUGUAAUUGAUUGAAAACUCAUGAGAAUUGGGGGGACUCAGUAGCAAUUUCAACGAUUCGUGGGACUAAUUCUAAAAUAACUUUAAGAAUUUGGAGGGAGCUAGCACCGGCCAACUUCAAUGAUUAGAGGACUAAUUUAAAAUGCUAAUGAUUUCAAUCCUUAAGGGGCUGUUAUGGAAAUAAGCAUACAGAUGAAAGAACAAAGUUAUUAAAAAAGUACAUUUCUAUCCGAAAAUACUACAUGUAUCAUAUGUUGCAAGAAAUUAACAUCAGAUAUGUAUGUAUUUUGAUUAUAGAAAUUUUAUUUCCAAAAAAGACCCCAUGUUAAUUUUACUAGUUGAUAACAUUUUAUAUUUGCAUUUUUUUGGUGUAAAAAAUUUAUUUUAGAUACAAAUCAAGUAUUUGUUCAUCUAUCAUAGUAAGAUAAUUUAAUUUUUUUUUUCAUAUGAAAUCAACUAAUUUGAUGGAAUGAUUUUUUUUAAAUUAUUCAUUAACAUAAAGGAUUGACAACAUUUGUUGUAGCUAAACUGGCUGCAACAAAUACUUAAAGCUUUUUCUACAAAAAAUAUGAUCUAAUCAUCAUUCUCAACCAUAUUUUUGUCAAAAAAAAAAAAAAGACUGUAACAUUUGCUUCGACCAAACGUACAAGCGGUAAGCGAUAAAGGAUUAAUUGUCAAAAAGCAAACGUUGAAGGAUAAUUUCCCAAAUACUACAUGGCGAGGGAUAAAUAUGUAAAAAGACCCAUUCAAUUUUCCAAAGUCAAUACUAAUAAAGUCCCAAAGAUCCAAAUCAUCUGAAAUCGAGAGAGGGAGCGAGAGAGAGAGAUGAGCAGCGAAGACUAUGCAAAGUCCGGCCAGCAGUACGGAACCUUUGGUGGUGGGCCCCCCGUGUACCCCCCUCAGCCACCGGCGACGGGAUUCCCUCAGCCGGUUCCUCCGCCUGGGGUCACCGGUGGCGCCGGUCACCAGCCCUCUGACUACUACGCCUACGGCUACCAAGCUGUGGAAGGUUAUGCAGCAGUAGCUGAAGGAAGACCUCUAAGACAUCCACGUCUUCCCUGUUGUGGAAUGGGCAUGGGAUGGUUUCUGUUUAUCAUUGGUUUCUUCCUUGCUGCUAUUCCAUGGUAUGUCGGAGCUUUCAUUCUCCUAUGUGUCAGAGUUGAGUACAGAGAAAAACCGGGAUAUGUUGCUUGCACAAUUGCGGCUAUUGUUGCAUCAAUUGCUAUCAUAUUUGGUGCCACAAAGGGAGCUGAUGUAUGGUGAUUUACUGGCAAAAAGGACACUGUGGGAAUAUGUGAAUACUUCAUAAAUACUACACUCUGGAGACUAUCUGAACUUUGUUUAUUCAAUAUACUGUGAGAUAUUGCAUGUUUAUAUUUGCGUGGUGGGAUAGCUUCAGUUAAAUAAUGAUAUGUAUAAACUCUUGGAUAUUUAUAUCGAUUAUAUGUUGAUUGUUUGUUUGAAGGAA
This is a messenger RNA of Asparagus officinalis (garden asparagus), 2180 nucleotides long. Its product is annotated as 60S ribosomal protein L18a-like protein. The record is from RefSeq and is a predicted model, not a curated record. The transcript is spliced from 4 exons. The coding region runs from base 1538 to 1975 and encodes 145 amino acids. Lineage: Eukaryota; Viridiplantae; Streptophyta; Magnoliopsida; Asparagales; Asparagaceae.